CCGAUUCUCAGUUUCUCACUGGCUAAAAGAAAGUGCUUGAAAGAAAGUUGUUGUUUGUGCCGUGGCUUAAACUAUUUGUGUGUUUCCUAAUCAGAAUUAACAACUUAAAGAUCGCAAAUUCGAAUAUGUUCGAAUAUAAUGGAUGAAUCUCUGUGUAUCUGCAUUCGAAGAAAUAAAUCACAGUCUUAAAGUCGGGAACAACUUUCUUCGCGGUUGAGGAAGUGAUUCUAGAUUCAAGAUUCAAGAUGUACUAUUUGAACAACGAGCCAGCGGCGCUUCCAUCUCCCGGAAACCUCGCCCUACGGGAUGUGCACUCAUCCACUUUGGAGCUGAAGACGGUGUCUAUAAAUCCGGAUGAUACCUACACUGUUCAGCAGGCGAUCAAUGCCUUCGGUUUCGGAUGGUUUCACGUCAAGCUGUCGCUCUUGGUGGGGCUGUGCUGGAUGUCCGACUCCAUGGAAAUGGCCAUUCUCAGCAUCUUGGGCCCGGCUCUGUUCUGCGAGUGGAAUGUCACCAAGUUCCAGCAGGCAUCCGUCACAACCGUGGUGUUCCUGGGCAUGAUGUUGAGUUCCAGUUUUUGGACACAGCUGAGCAACAGAUAUGGCCGGAAGUCGGCCCUCACUUUGUUUGGAGUACUGCUGGUGCUGUACAGCAUUCUCAGCUCGGUGGCUCCCAGUUACGCCUGGCUCCUGACCCUAAGGGGUCUCGUCGGUUUCGCCAUCGGCUGCGUUCCACAGUCAGUUACCUUGUACGCGGAGUUUCUGCCCACCAAGCACAAGGGAAAGUGCGUCGUAUUGAUGGACUGCUUCUGGGCUCUGGGAGCUUGCUUUGAAGUGGUCCUAGCACUGGUUGUCUACCCCUAUUACGGAUGGCGGGGUCUCUUGGCUCUUUCGGCUACACCCCUUCUCAUUUUUACCAUCCUAUCACCGUGGCUCAGCGAAUCGGCUCGCUAUUACUCCUACAACGGGCACAAUGACAAGGCCAUCAAGGUUCUGGAACAGAUAGCUCACAACAACAAGCGCCACAUGCUGAUGGGUCGGCUGAUGGCCGACGACGAGCCCAGUUGCGCGGAGAGCUUCAGAUCCCUGCUCAGCCCGAGCCUGUACAGGACCACCAUCCUGCUGUGGUUCCUCUGGCUGGCCUCGGCCUUUUGCUACUACGGCCUGGUGCUGGUCACGACCGAGCUGCUGGUGGCCAGGAACAAGGAGAGCCAUUCCAAUGAGUGCGUCACCUUCAUGACCUCCGACUUUAUGGACCUGCUGUGGAUCACCCUGUCCGAGUUUCCUGGAAUACUGCUGACCAUCAAGGUGGUCAAGCUGUUUGGCAAGAAGAACACCAUUGUCCUGCAGUACCUGGCGCUGGUUCUGUGCACCCUGGUGCUGAUGUCGGUGGAAAGUCGCUUCUCCACUUCCGUGACCCUCUUCAUUGCGCGCGGCACGAUAUCCGGCAUCUUCCAGGCAAUCUAUGUGUACACCCCGGAAAUAUAUCCCGCAGCCCUGAGAUCCGUCGGAGUUUCGGGCUGUUCCGUGCUGGCCAGACUCGGCGCCAUGCUGACCCCAUUCGUGGCGCAGGUGCUGAUGGACUCGUCCAGGAUUCAGGCCAUGUCCACGUACGCAAUCGUGGGCCUGCUGGCCUCCAUAGCCUGCGUCUUUCUGCCCAGGGAAACUGUUGGCUACCACUGAGUGCACUGAUUACCAUAACUUAUUACCUAUUGCUAUUAUUAAACCCAUUAUUAGUCCCUAGAA
Drosophila sechellia is the source of this 1745-nucleotide messenger RNA. RefSeq names its product synaptic vesicle 2-related protein. The record is from RefSeq and is a predicted model, not a curated record. Gene Ontology annotation, cellular component: membrane. Bases 246 to 1682 code for a protein of 478 amino acids. NCBI's taxonomy places the organism in Eukaryota, Metazoa, Arthropoda, Insecta, Diptera, Drosophilidae. Gene Ontology annotation, biological process: transmembrane transport. Gene Ontology annotation, molecular function: transmembrane transporter activity. The transcript has 9 exons.